Messenger RNA from Engraulis encrasicolus (European anchovy), 6084 nucleotides. It is a transcript of the gene ppp1r13ba, whose product is annotated as protein phosphatase 1, regulatory subunit 13Ba. Gene Ontology annotation, molecular function: p53 binding. Lineage: Eukaryota; Metazoa; Chordata; Actinopteri; Clupeiformes; Engraulidae. Gene Ontology annotation, cellular component: nucleus. Gene Ontology annotation, biological process: regulation of apoptotic process. Bases 616 to 4470 code for a protein of 1284 amino acids. The transcript is spliced from 19 exons. The record is from RefSeq and is a predicted model, not a curated record.
UCAACACGCAUGUAGAUCUCUUCCUCUCCUCGCCGCGUUUUUCCUCUCUUCCUCUCUUCCUCUCCUCUCCUUCCUCUCAUCCCUCUUGUCUUCUCCUCUUGUGUUCUCCCUCUCUCUGUUCCCCCUUUCCUGUUCUAAUCUCUCCUUUUCUCCUCGAGGGACUUGUACCGACCGACACAUCUCCGUCUUUCUACUGUUCUUUUCUCUUUACUUGUCGUUUGCCUCUGUUGUCUCUCCUUUUCUUCUCCUCUUCUCUUUUGCUUUCUCCUCCUCUUGUCACUUUCCCUCCCCUUCUCUCCUUUCGUUCCACUGUCUGCUGCCCUUAUCUCUCCUUUCUUCUUUUUCUCUUCUUUAUUCUGUUUGUUUCCCACCAUUAUUCCCCCGUUUCUCCUCUGUCCUCGUGUCCUCCCCUCUUCCUUCUAUCCCAUCUUUUUUAUUUUCUCUCUACUCUCUCUUUUUUCACUUUCUUCUCUCCUCUCAUCCUGCUCCUGCUCCUGCUCCUGCUCCUCUCCUCUUCUCUCCUUUCUCCUCUCUGCUCCUGCUCCUCUCCUCUCCUCUCCUCUAUCCUUCUUUCCCCAUUCUCUGCUCCUUGUUUUUUUUGCGUGUUGGUUCCUCAUGAAGAGGUUUUUGGGGCUAGUGCUGAGCAGCCUGGCCGGCCUGUCCAGGGACAAGGACAAGCCCGUCUGGCUACAGGCUCAGCAGCAGGGGAGGAGGACCAGUAAGAUCAGUAAGACCAGCAAGAGCAACAAGAGCAAGACGAAAGCCAAGAUGGACAGUGGAGGCGGCACGCCAGAAAAGGACAACAGGACAGUGACGGUGACAGUGUUGCCACUUGAGGCGCCCAAGAUGAUCCUGACCGUGUUCCUGAGUGACAGCGACCAGAUGCUGACGGAGGUGCCCGUCACCCCGGAUACGCUGUGCAAGGACGUGGUGGAGUUCUGCAAGGAGGCCGGAGAGGGCAGCUGCCACCUGGCCGAGGUGUGGCGCGGCAACGAGAGGGCGAUCCCAUAUGACCACCUUAUGUAUGACCAUCUGCAGAAAUGGGGUCCUCGACGACACGAGGUGAAAUUCUACCUGAGGCACGAGGACCUACCCAUUGAGGCAUGCGACCCAGGCAGUCAGCAGUUAGCGGAGCAGCACAGUAGAAGGAUGAGGGGCAGCCCGGUUGACAAGCACUGUGAGAACGGGGUGGGCAACCCUCGUGUGGAGCUGACCCUGUCCGAGCUGCAGGAGAUGGCGUCACGGCAACAGCAGCAGAUCGAGGCCCAGCAACAGAUGCUCGUCGCCAAGCUUUCCUCUGUGCGUUCUUCUGAGGAGCAGCGUCUGCGCUACCUGAAGCAGCAGGACGUGGGGGGUCGCGGGGGCCCGUCGGCUCCGGAGGCGGAGAAGCUGCAGCGGCUGAAGGAGCGCGUGGACAGCCAGGAGGCCAAGCUGAAGAAGGUGCGCGCCAUGAGGGGCCAGGUGGACUACAGCAAGAUCAUCAAUGGCAACCUGUCCGCGGAGAUUGAGCACGUGAGCAACCUGUUCCAGGAGAAGCAGUCGGAGCUGCAGCAGGCGGUGCUGAAGGUGGACCAGCUGAGCCAGCAGCUGGACGACCUGCGCCGGGGACGCCUCAACGGCCUGCAGCCCCUGGCACAGGGCCCCCUCAGCGGGGCCGCCGCCCUGGAGCUCAGGAAACUCUACCAGGAGCUGCAGAUCCGUAACAAGCUGAACCAGGAGCAGAGCAGCAAGCUGCAGCAGCAGAAGGAGCAGCUGAACAAGCGCAACAUGGAGGUGACCAUGAUGGACAAGCGCAUCGGCGACCUGCGCGAGCGCCUCUACAAGAAAAAAGCCGAGGCACGUCUCCCUCCUCCGCACCACGCCAGCCUGAACCGGAUGAACGGGCCGCCCUCCUCCCCCCAGCCGGCGGUGGGCAGUUCGGGUCGGGUGGCGGCUGUGUGCCCCUACAUCCAGGUGCCCGUGCAAGUUAGGCAGGAGGGGGGCUACGCGCUGCCCCCCGACCCCCUCAAGCCCCAGAGCCUGGCCAUGACCGCCACCGUCAACCAUGCACGCUCCAAGUCCGAGGACGAUGGGUAUGCAGCGGUGCGCAAGCCCCCGAGCACAUGGAAGGUGUCAGAUUUAGACAUCAUAGUGGAGCCUUCGCAGCUGGCACAGCAGCCACAGCCACUGGGCCCUGAGGAGGCACUGGGGCCCCCCACCACAGCAGGGCCCCCCCCCGCAGCAGAACUGCUACUGCCCCCCACAGGGGCCGACACUGAUCCCACCAACGAUGCCAACUGGCCGGCCCUCAGCAAAAGCAUGCCGCCACUUUUACCUCCAGACAAGAUGGCCGUCGGAAUGCAGGGUGACAAGGCCCUGGACGCGAGCAGGCUGGUGGGGGCAGUGACCGCCCUGUCCAAGCAGCCUCACUCCAGCUACGGCACCUACCCCCACGCGGGCCACCACUCCUCCUCCUCCUCCUCCUCCAGCGCCGUCGGCACCACCAGCUCGCUGCCACGCUCGGCCCCCGCCACCCUGGCCUGGCAGCGCUCGCCCCCCACCCCCCGCUCCUCCUCCCAGCAGAUCCAGCAGCGCAUCACCGUGCCCCCCAGCCCCUCCGCUCCCGGCUCCGUCUGCGGCUCCCUGUCUGGGUCCACUGGGUCCGGGUCAACCGGGUCGGGGUCCUCGAUGUUCGCCGGAGGGGACAGACCCGACCCUCCGCUGGCUGCUGCGGUGCGGCCCUUCGUGACGGACCGGGGGUCGCGACCCCAGUCGCCGCGUAAGGGCCCGGCCACCAUGAACUCCAGCUCCAUCUACCACAUGUACCUGCAGCCGGCAUCUAAAGGCUACGCCAGCAGCAGCAGCCGGCCCGCCGUCAAGGCCGUGUACGGCAAGCCAGUGCUCCCCUCCAGCUCCACGAAUCCGUCCCCGACCCCCCUGCUGCAGCACCAGACCAGCCGGGACGAGACGGACCUCGACGCGAUGAUGGGGGGCUCCCCUCUCCCCCAGCCGCCGCCGCCCCCCACCGCUGUGGAGAACAUCCCUCGGCCCCUCAGCCCCACCAAGCUGACGCCCGUGGCCCACUCCCCUCUGCGCUACCAGAGCGACGCAGACCUGGAGGUGCUGCGGCGUAAGCUGGCCAACGCCCCGCGGCCCCUGAAGAAACGCAGCUCCAUCACGGAGCCCGAGGGUCCGGCGGGCCCCAACAUCCAGAAGCUGCUGUACCAGCGCUUCAACACGUUGGCCGGCGGCAUGGAGGGCGGUGUGGUGGGCGGAGUGGGCACGCCUUUCUACCAGCCCGACAGCCCCCUCAGCUACAUGGGGCCGCCCAUGAUCAUGGAGGCCGACACCACCAAUGGCAACGUUGGGCCGUUUGUGGACGAUCGGCUGGUGAUGAUACCGCCCACGUGCCCGGAGGUGCCCACGCCUGACUCGCCCGUGCUGCCACCGCCGCCGCAUAUGUCUGCGUCCCCUCCGGCGUCUUCGGAUGCCAACGAGAACCGGUUGGCAUCCAUGCCCAUGCCUGACGCCAUGGCCAGUGCUCAGAUCGCUGACAGCCAGCCCCUUGCUCCUGCUCACCAGGCAUCCAGGCUGACUCCAGACAGUACAGAGGACAACAGCAACAACAACCACCACCCCCACCUGCAGCAUCAACACUACCAGCAGCAUGCGCACCACCACCACCACCACCACCACCAUCACCACCACACAGGCCCAGGCAGCGCCCAGAGCAGCCCAGUGCCGGAGCCCCUCACCCCGCCUGCAGAGCCAGAGGCUCAGCCUGAGCCCAGCACACCGCCCAGCCCCUCGGCCAAGCGGACCAACCUCAAGAAGCCGGGCUCGGAGCGGACGGGCCACGGGCUGAGGGUCAAGUUCAACCCCCUGGCCCUGCUGCUAGACGCCUCGCUGGAGGGAGAGUUCGACCUGGUGCAGAGGAUCAUCUAUGAGGUUCAGAACCCGAGCACGCCAAAUGAUGAGGGCAUCACCCCGCUCCACAACGCGGUGUGUGCCGGCCACCACCACAUCGUCAAGUUCCUGCUGGACUUUGGCGUGAACGUCAAUGCGGCCGACAGUGAUGGAUGGACCCCUCUGCACUGUGCUGCCUCGUGUAACAGUGUGCACCUCUGCAAGCUGCUGGUGGAGUCCGGGGCGGCCAUCUUUGCCACCACCAUCAGCGACGUGGAGACGGCAGCGGACAAGUGCGAAGAGAUGGAGGAGGGAUACAUCCAGUGCUCACAGUUUCUCUAUGGUGUGCAGGAGAAGUUGGGUGUGAUGAACAAGGGCUCGGUGUACACCCUGUGGGACUACGAGGCGCAGUCUCCUGACGAGCUGUCCUUCCACGAGGGGGACGCGCUGACCGUGCUGCGCCGCCGUGACGAGAGCGAGACGGAGUGGUGGUGGGCGCGCCUGAACGACAAGGAAGGAUACGUGCCACGCAACCUGCUCGGGCUGUAUCCCCGGAUCAAGCCCCGGCAGCGCUCUUUGGCAUAGCGCCCUCUGGCUGCCACCGUGUGCAAGCGCAAGCUCCUGUGAGCAGCGGACUGACGAUCCAUUGCUAUCACUUGGAUAUCGAUGAUGAUGCACUGUCACCUGCAGACAGCAGCUUAGUCCCUGGGCGGCACUGCCCUCUCCACGCGUGCCUCUGUGUGUGUGUAUGGUUGUGCCCACUUGGGCACGCCUGGAGUGGAGGAAGGGAGGGAGUGAUGGAGGGUAGGAAGGGAAAGGGGGAGAGGGCCAUGCCCACAUGCAUCGCGCCCCCAUGCCCUGGGGCCCCCGGUGCCCUGGUCUGUUCUGGCCUGGCCUCCUUGGCCUUGGCUGGAGGUCAGAGGUACCUCAUUCAUACGCGUCUGGAAAAAAAAACAAGACAGAAAAGGAGCAGAGGAGAAAGAGAGGGAUAGAGGGGUGGGGAUGAAGUGAGACUGGAGAGAUUCGUACAGACUAGUACUCCCAUCUGCUUUCAUGGCUGUUUACUUUCACAAUGGCUGAACCUGACGAUGUUUUGAUUUCAUUUUUUUCCUCUACCAAAAUCAUGCAGCUUUGUCAGUAUUUUUCUACUCAUGUUCUCAGAGACUAUAAUGUGUGCUGGUUCAGUUUGACAGCUGACAGCUGAAGUCAGAAGACAGUGGCAAUAUGUUUUGUAAGAGACGAUGAGGAGAGUGGAAGAGGAGGAUGUAAUGUGAAACAUGAUAUGCGUGUCCUCAAAUGUAUGUUUGUUUGUGUGCGUGUGUAUGGAGAGAGAGAGAGAGAGAGAGAGAGAGAGAGAGAGAGAGAGAGAGAGAGAGAGAGAGAGAGAGAGAGAGAGAGACAGGAAAGUUAAGUGGAGCAUAGGAGCUGACUCAGAGAUUAGGAAGGAAGGAAGGAAGGAAGGAGGGAUGAGAAGAGGGAGAGGGAGAGGGAGAGGGCGUGAUUCUUAAGGUUAACAAGAGUAUUUUUUAGUAUUGAAGGAAACAGAGGAUGUGACUCAGGGAGGGAAAAGUGUACGUGUUAAUUUGUGAAUGCGUGCGGAAGUGAAACAUUAAUUUGUGAAUGUGUCGUGCGGAAGUGAAGCAUUAAUUUGUUAAUGUGUGCGGACGUGAAGCCAACAACAGCCAGAGAGUGAUUGGAGGUUUCUUGAGGACAAUUAAAAAGACUAAUAAAAAAAGAACAGCACAUCGCUUAAAAGAAAAAACUGCUUUAAUAGGAACAAGAAGCUGUUACACAGAGUAAACAUUACACAGACGGUGCUCAAUGUACAACCUUGAGUUCCCUUAACGCUAACACAAAACAUGAUGGACAUACUAUAUUAAGGGCAAAGAUCAUUUCAUUUUGAACUUGUAACCUUACACAAUCCUUUUUCUAAACAAAAAUGAAGUACUUAGACAGGAAUGCGUAUGUUGUAUUAUAUUUUCUUUUCCAGUGUUUAUUUAAAUGCACAAUCAAAGUAAUGCUUUUGAGCUGCUCUGCAACGGAAUACAGAAAAUAAAACAAGUGUUGGAGACACAAUGGCUGAGUCAGAAUGGUAUCAUACAACAACACGCAAUUUAUGUAAGAUGUCCGAUACAUGUAUAAAAAAUAAAGAGACCCAAGACUGGGACAAUGAUAAUUUUUUGUGUGGCUUUGAUUUUC